AUGAGAGUAGCGUAUGUGUGGCCCUCCAAUGUGAGACAGCAGCCCACGCCCCCUUCAGGAUCCGUCCUUGCUGUCGGCAUUCUCAAACUCUCACUACUCGCCGGCGAUGGAGUGAAUGACGCCGACAGGAAAGACAAGCAUGUGGACCCUACGGAAGAAAACGCAGGCAAAGAAGUUGACAUCUAUCGCGACACAUGGGUCCGCUUCCUAGGUUACGCCAACGAAGUGGGGGAGGCCUUCCGUGCGCUGGUGCCAUCCAGCGUGGUGUGGGGCAGCUACGCGGUGGCCACGGCCUAUGUUGCCGCUGAUGCUCUGGACAAAGGGAAAAAAGCAGCUGCGGCGCACGGGGACAACCCGGGCCAGAAGACCCGCGUGGUGGCGGCGGUGGCGGACACGUUCCUGUGGCAGGCCCUGGCCUCUGUGAUCAUCCCCGGCAUCACCAUCAACCGCGUGUGCGCCGCCUCGCUGCACCUGCUGGGCCGCACCACCAGGUGGCCCCUGCCUGUGCGCAAGUGGACCACCACGGCCAUCGGGCUCUCCACCGUCCCCUUCAUCAUCACCCCUAUUGACAGGUCAGUGGACUACCUGCUGGACGCCAGCCUCCGCAAGAUGUACGGUCCCGGCGAGAAGGAGGAUUAAGCUGCUGUCAUGGAGGUCCACCUUCAAAAGAAAAGGGAUCGUGUACGAUGAGAACACUACGCAGGAGGAGUAUUGCUGUACAAACACUUAUUUUCGACGUUUUAACGGCAGGGAUGCACGUCGCUGUUAUCGUGCUGCUGUGUACUUUGAGCCAGUUUAGCACAGCGGUUCACUUUCGGGUACUAUUACGCUCUCCGAAGCACUUUGAUUCUACCCAGCUGUUACACGCUCUCUCAAGGGAGCCACUGCGGUUUGCACUGGAACACCACAUUUUGCAAUAUGCCGUCGUAAAUGUCUCAUCUCCGCUGUAGCGACAUUAAGGGUAUUAGAGCCAUUUUGAAAACAUUUAUCACUGUUACAGUAAUUACAAGUUGGGUGUUUGCACACUCGAAAGGGAAUAACUACUAUGAGCUAUGCAAGGGAAACAACUGUCUUUUUAAAGUACGCACACCACACAGAGUGUUUUAACAAUGUCUAUACUGUAUGAGUCUCCAUAUUCAUGUUCAGUUCAACAUUUCAUAUAUUACACGUGAUAGGAAUACCGGUAUUUUUUUUUUUGUAUAGUGUGUGGGAAAGGGUUACAUUUUAUGUUCUCUAAACAUUAAACAUUGACUAAGAAUGGGAUACUGGGGAGGCAAAAAAAAAGAGUUUGAUGUUGUGAAAUAAAUUGUUCAAUGAUG
Messenger RNA from Nerophis ophidion (straightnose pipefish), 1319 nucleotides. RefSeq names its product mitochondrial fission process 1 (gene mtfp1). Gene Ontology annotation, cellular component: mitochondrion. The transcript has 5 exons. Gene Ontology annotation, biological process: mitochondrial fission. NCBI's taxonomy places the organism in Eukaryota, Metazoa, Chordata, Actinopteri, Syngnathiformes, Syngnathidae. The coding region runs from base 1 to 639 and encodes 212 amino acids. The record is from RefSeq and is a predicted model, not a curated record.